AACAUUGCUUCUUUGUGUGUUGGUGCGCUUGGUGCUCUGAUUGACCGACUUAUACAGUAGUCCCGGACCCUUUUGCCCUUCAAGAGGUUGUGAUUGGUCAAGGGCUAGCCUGUCUGAGCGCAAACCAGAUCCGAUGAGCAACAAGAACGACGACAGCUGAAAUCAACAGAGUAGAAAGACGGCGGUCCCACAGAGACUUGCACAGUUCAGUCAUUCCUUUGAAGGGUGCCUUYGGACAAAACCGUUUGCUGUUCACGCUCAGCGUCGAAAAACUUAGAGAACUCGGUGGUCCAAUCCACUCUCUCAUACUGUCUCAGUGGCUGCUUGAUAGGGAGGGUGUGAUGAGGACUGGCUGGCCCCUCCUUGCUGCAGGGCUGUACWCAGUGCUGUCCCAUGUGGUKCUGGUCCGAGGCUGUCUGGACUCCUGUAAGGAAUGCUCAGGGCUUCAGAAUGACCUGUGUCUGGAGUGCAGAACAGGCUGGACCCUCCAUGACAACACAUGUGUAGACAUAGAUGAGUGUGGCACAGAGCUGGGCCAGUGUCCCCCCAACACCUACUGCUUCAACACAGAGGGCAACUAUCAGUGCAAAGGUCAGUGCUGCUACCAGGGUUCAGAGGUCAGUGCUGCUACCARAGCUCACUUCUUCCUCUUCAACAGCCAAUCAGAAGUUGAUUGGCUGUCGGUCGGAGGCCKAGCAGUUGGUCGGCYUCCGACCGCAAGGCACUACAGAGGGUAGUGCGAACGGCUAGUACA
Molecule: messenger RNA, 754 nt
Organism: Salvelinus sp. IW2-2015
Lineage: Eukaryota; Metazoa; Chordata; Actinopteri; Salmoniformes; Salmonidae
Product: protein disulfide isomerase CRELD1-like
Molecular function (GO): calcium ion binding
Source: RefSeq, a predicted model, not a curated record